Euleptes europaea (tarantolino) is the source of this 690-nucleotide messenger RNA. It is a transcript of the gene BMF, whose product is annotated as Bcl2 modifying factor. The record is from RefSeq and is a predicted model, not a curated record. Gene Ontology annotation, biological process: apoptotic process; negative regulation of autophagy; positive regulation of apoptotic process. The transcript is spliced from 3 exons. Bases 2 to 583 code for a protein of 193 amino acids. Gene Ontology annotation, cellular component: myosin complex. Lineage: Eukaryota; Metazoa; Chordata; Lepidosauria; Squamata; Sphaerodactylidae.
AAUGGAUCCACCAGGCUACCUGGAAGAUGAUUUCUCUAGCCUGGAUGGACUGGAUGAUGAUGUGUUCCACUCUGACGACUGUGGACUUGCCAGUCAGCCCAGUGAGAUUACCUUUCCUGGCAUUUUCACACAGAGCCAGUCUUACAGCUGUCUGCUAGGGAGGUUCCAACUCUUCCCACUCACUCACUGUUGUGGUCCAGGAAGCAGGCAUGCCAAGCAGCAAGACAAGGCUACACAAACACUCAGUCCAUCCUCUUCCAGCCAGGACGUCAUGUUACCUUGUGGAGUGACUGAACAGCCACAGAGACUUUUUUAUGGGAAUGCUGGGUACCGUUUACAUGCCAACCCAAUUGGUUUCUCAUUGAAUCCACACCUCCAGGAGGAACCUCAGGAAAACCCACAAGAACUGCGUACUGAAGUUCAGAUUGCUCGGAAGUUACAGUGUAUUGCAGACCAGUUCCACAGGCUUCACCUCCAGAGGCGCCAGCAGAACAGGAAUCAUGUCUGGUGGCAGAUCCUUCUUUUCCUUCAUAACGUGGCCUUGGACAUGGAGGCAAAUAGACACCGUGCAGCUCGGAGGUGAGACUUGGCCAGCCUCUUCCAAGUCACAUCCAGUCUGCUGGGAGCACUGAACAACUUCAGGGCAGAGAUGUGCAUGCUGCUGGAUGGACUUGAGCUUCCUGUGAAAUG